This is a messenger RNA of Clonostachys solani, 1389 nucleotides long. The record is from the annotation of a GenBank genome assembly. NCBI's taxonomy places the organism in Eukaryota, Fungi, Ascomycota, Sordariomycetes, Hypocreales, Bionectriaceae.
AUGAUGGCAAACCACAACAUAGCUCGCCUUCCAGUUCCUAAUCCCGUUGACUCAUUCUGGACUGCGGAGCCCAAAAAGCUCGACAAUCAUCGCAGCACCGAGGGGCUGCCGUCAAAUGCCGAUAUCGUCAUCAUUGGCUCGGGCCUGUCCGGAGUGGCCACAGCGUACUUUCUGCUCAAGGACAACCCGAACCCGCCCUCCAUCGUUCUACUCGAGGCUCGCGGGAUUUGCUCAGGCGCCACAGGAAGGAACGGUGGCCAUGUGAAACCGGAUACAUACUCAGACAUUCCAAAGUUUGCAAAACUGUUCGGCAUUGAAGCAGCCGCUGAGCUAGCCGAGUUCGAGGCAUCCCACGUAUACGCGGUCAAAGACCUUGUCCAAAAAGAGAGGAUUGACUGCGACUUCCACGUUACCAGGGCCCUUGAUGUGUACCUUGAACCUGACCAUGCAAAAUCAGUCGAGGCUACAUAUAACAGCGUUUACAAAGAGGGGCGGGUGAAUCUGUCUGAUGUCACGUUUACUUCCGAGCAAGACGCGGAAAGGAUUUCUGGAGUGAAGAAUGCCAAAGCCCUUGUUUCAUACACAGCGGCUCAUCUCUGGCCUCUAAAGCUUGUUCAUGGCCUUGUAGAGAAGCUUAUCGGGAAAGGGUUAAACGUCCAGGCCCAUACCCCGGCGGAUUCUGUCCAAGAGUCACAAGCAAAAACAGGUUCAUGGUUAAUCAAAACAAGCCGAGGCGACAUUGAAGCAAAACAAGUUAUCCAUGCCACCAAUGCCUACGUAUCCUACCUCCUUCCGGAAUACAGACAAUCUAUCACGCCCGUGCGUGGAGUUUGCUGCCACAUCCAAGGUCCUCAAAAGAAAAAGAAUCCCCACUUACCAAACACAUAUGGCAUAAGGUUUGACGAAGUCAACAAUGAUUACCUGAUUCCCAGGCCCGACGGAAGCAUCAUCGUGGGUGGUGCCAGGGAAGCAUUUUGGCACAAGAAGAACCAGUACUUUGAUAAUAUUAGAGAUGAUGAGCUUGUCAAAGAAGCAAGCAGUUACUUCGACAACUAUAUGCAGAAGUACUUCCGGGGUUGGGAGGACAGCGAUAUGAAGGUACAGAGAAUCUGGACAGGCAUCUUGGGUUACAGUUUUGACUAUAUGCCUCAUGUUGGUCAGGUUCCUGAUAAACCAGGUCAAUUCAUCAUCGCAGGAUUUACCGGUUAUGGUAUGCCCAAAAUCCUGCUUUGCGGCAAGGGACUUGCUGCCAUGGCACGGGAUGGAGUUUCAUUUGAAGCAACCGGGCUGCCAAAACCGUUUAAAACAACGGUGGUCAGAAACAGGUCUCAAUCAAACCCCCUCAAAGAGUCUCUCCAAACACUAUGGGAGGAACAAGCAAAGCUAUGA